AACCAAUCAUAUGAUGAUGACCUCAUUAUUGCCAAUGCCAUAGAGUUAGGCGUCGACCUAGCCAUGCGUAAUUUCGCCUUUUCGCGUCAUAAUAUCUACUAUCCAAUCUGAAUUCCGAAAUAAUUGACCAAUCAGUGACUAGAUCACGACCUGGAUUAAACGAACAGUAUGAUACAAGGACAAUUCGAGUUAGAUCUCUCCCCCUAGGUGUCAGAAUGCAAGCAAAAGCAAAAAUGGCUUCAACAAAUAAAUACACACAGUAAAAAAUAUUGUUUAUGUCCUUAUCUUAUUUAAAGCGCGAUUAAACAUCUGUCCACCCGGCAAUUGGACACUUGCUUUUUGGAAUGACACAAAUAUCGACCAUGACUGCAGCUGACUGAAAUGAUGGUUUUUUAAAACUCAUUCCUAUGUAAACAGUGUUUAUUCAAUGACCUAGUUUGUGGAUCAAUAUAACCACGAGGAAUUAGAUAGUAGAUAUUCAGUGUACUAAUGAAAAGUCAUGUGAAGCGCCUACAAACUAAAUCUUAGAAGCAUGUUCCUUUUACGGAUUGCAGAAGCUCUUGUAACAAGUGAAGAGUCUCAUAUGGCGUUGUCAAAUGCUUCUGAAAAUGAAACUGCUGAAUGCAAACAAAAUUUUCAUAAGUUUUCAGAAGAACGAUCUCCAGAAGAUAACAGAUCAUUAUCUUCACCACACAUCCCCGAUGCUACUUUAAGUAAUCAACCGGUGUUUGAAGGAAGUGAAAAGUUAUCAAGAAUUCGCUUGAGUUCUUCAGGUGAUUCUUCUAUACCUAGUCCAUUGUCUUUUCCUACGAAAUUUAUUCCGUCGAGAAAUUCAGAAAUUAACCCUUAUCCAUCUGCUUCAUUGAACCCGGUAAAUGUUAACAGCAUUCAUCCUUCUAAGCAGGUACAUCAGGGAUUAUUAUAUAAUUUGCUCAUUUCCAAAGAAACUUCAUCACAAAAUUCUACGUCUAAAACUUCGGUCUCUAUUUCUCCCGGUCAGUCAUUAAUGGAAACUAAUGGAAAUAUGAGUGAUGUACGAACAGAUAAGCCACUUUCUGACUCAACAGUGUUCAUGGAUUCUCAUAAUGCAGAUACAAACAUUUAUCCUAGCUCAGUUAAAAGUUCUACAGUUUAUUCUAAUUUUCGUCAUCGAGCAAACUCUCUUGGUUGCAAACUUUCUAAUAACCGCCCAUAUACUCGACCUCAUGCUUCAUCUUUUGGUGCCGCUUCUGAUUUUUAUCCUAGCCUCAAAGCACGUUUACAGCAUCGUCGUCAAAUGGAAGGAUCAACACCAGAUUCGGUCUUUUCAAAACCAAAAUAUACAUUAUAUCAUCGAGCACUGUCAAAGUCACAUGAAAAUGCUAUGAACGUUUCACAUAUAGACAUUCGUUCUCAUAGUUUAAGCGCUAUCUUACCUCAAAAAUCUAGUUUAUCCUCAUCCGGUGUAUCUAGUCCCCGUGUUCCACCCCAAAGUUUUCCAGUUUAUUCCAGAAUGAUGGCUCCCUCUCCCACUAUCACUUCUCAGAGUUCAGGAUAUAGUUCAGCUGGCCUGCAAAAAUCUCCUCAUACCUCUUCACUGUCAAAUGAUUCAGGAUCUGAUGAGCCAAUUGAUCUCACUGGCCACUCUGUACCCAUAUCAUUAAUAACAAAUACAUUUUCUUUACCUACUAUUACUCCCGGUGUUAAUAAUAUUCAGAAUGGAAAUUUUCCUUAUGUACAGUUAGCUAAGAAAACUGCUCGUCCGGUGCAAGCACGAAUUACCGAGUGGUUACGGCAGAUUACUGAGUUUGUGGCCCUAUCUACGCCUCUUGUUUCUACUUUGAAACCUAAAUUAUGGACUCUUAAUGAUUUAUCUAAACAAGAACAUCAUUUGAAUGACAAGAAUGUUGCUUUUCCUUGGUUAUCAUUACUUGCACAAUGCUGGCAAAAACUGUUAGCCUUAAGUAUGGUUGAGAAUUCCUUGGAUGUUGUUGUUGUUGAAGAUAAAUCACCAUACGAAGAAAACCAUCAAUACCAGGAUCCUAUGAACUUGGAAAUCCCAUGGUCUCUGCUUCUAGAUAUACAAAGACAUGGAGAAACGAAAAAUAGGAGGCCAGAUCGGAAGUUUUCUAAUGAACUCCUUCAAUUUUUGUCAGAAAUACGUCAAGCUGGUUUGAGUGCUCAGGAGUUUUAUUUAUUGCGUCACGUAGUUCUUCUGACUGUUGAUGAACCGGAUACUUUGCCUACCUUGGGUUUAAAUGUCAUCCGUGCUUCAAGAUGCAUGAACAAUAGUAAUAAUAAUAGUAGUAAAACGGAUCAGUCGAAUUGUGUUGCUAAUUUAUUAAAAGAUGGAACUCAGGCUUCUAUUCUUCCAUCAGAAGUUGAACCGCCCACAGUGACUUUUGAUUUAGCAUGUUUAGCUUGUGGAUUAAAAGCUCUUCGAUCCAUGUGUCCUUAUCGAAUUGCAAGUUUAUUCUGCAGUCAUUUACGAAAUAGUUCAAUAUUGAAUCAAACAUUUAUACUUGAAAUGCAUAUAAAAUAUUUAUUAGCCCUUAAAGAUCUGCAAACGUUAUCUUCUUCACAAAUCACCGCUGAGGUUGUUAGUAAUGGGAUUAAUAAUAGUAAUAAUAGCAGUAUCAACAGUAAUGGUAAUAGCAACAGUAAAAACAAUAUCAACAAUAAUAAUAAGCAUCCCAUGCUUCAAAAGAUACAAGUAAAUAAAAAAAGUAUCUUGGAACAAUUGUUUGAUAGUGCUUGAAAAUAAACAUCACAAUUUGUAAACAAUUAUGUGGGAUUGUACUAGUUCUUUAUCUCCUAAUAAACAAUAGCACUGUAACCUAAGUAUUGAAGACACUAAAUGAAAAGAGUACAGCCCCAAGAAAGAGGAAAUGUUGGUAACAUUGGUAGUUGUAUCAUCCUUGUUAAUAAACAACACUACUUCUUUCUUGGGUCUGUACUCUUUUCAUUUAGUGUCUUUAAUACUUAGGUUUCAGUGCUAUUGUUUAUUAGGAGAUAAAGAACUAGUACAAUCCCACAUAAUUGUUUACAAAUUGUGAUGUUUAUUUUCAAGCACUAUCAAACAAUUGUUCCAAGAUACUUUUUUUAUUUACUUGUAUCUUUUGAAGCAUGGAAUGUCUAUUAUUAUUGUUGAUAUUUUUUCUUUCUGUUGUUAGCUCCAUUACUGUUUUGAUGAUACUGACUGUGGUAUAAUGAUAUUAGUGAUGAUCUUAUUAUUGUUAAUUUCACUACACAUACUAUGUUAUAAUGCCUUAUUAUGAAAACAAACUUUUCAAAUAAUAAAUUUAAUUUAUUCUUUCUUGUUUCAUCUGCUCAUUUUCAUCUAUCACUGAUCUCGAUUGUUUAAAAAACAGUCAUCAAUCCCAUUGCAAAUACCUGAUGUUCAACAAUUUCGUGUUGAGUCAUGAAUUCAGAGAUGGUACUGUCUAGACAUUGAGUAAUUGGUUGAAUUAUUUUGCUUGUCCAUAUUUAGGUCAAAUAUACGCUGCAUAACCUUGAGAUCAUUUCUGCACUGUAUAAACAUGCCAAUUUUUUCAAUAAAUACUGAGUGGGCUUACAUACUGUUUUUCAACCGUGUUUGGCAAAUACUUUUGGUUCUCAGCUAUGUCAAAGUCUUUUAUCAUGCUUUACCGGCUUGUUUCUCUGCUGUCGAUCGCUAGUGAGUAUAUUCCUUUUCUUCCGACUGAUUGCUCCGGUCUACUAAAUUUCUCGUCAGGUGUUUUGGUUCUACCACAAAGUUUUUUUCAUAUAUCCACUGGCAGCUUGUUCUGAUAUAGUUUCCAGGUCUUUAAUAUAUGAAUGUUUAAAAUGUGAGUUAAAAGUACAAUACAUGAACCUCCAAUUGAUUAGUUGAUUCCAUUAUCUUUUUUAUCAGUAAAGGGUUGUGGAGAUUGGCGUAUUUAUCGAAAUCAUGAACCGAUUCGAGUUAGAUCUCAUUUAAAAGCCUGAAACGAUUGGCUGGAAGUUUCAUCCUAGUAAUGAACUCCUUAGCAGAGCUCAUCCAAGACCUUGCGCGCGGGAAUUUACCCCUUUGAAACUAAACUGUGUCGAGUCUGAGGCAGUAACCCAUCGAAGACAAUGGAGAAUGGUCGCGCAAUGUCAUUUGUGGAUUGAAGUUAGCUAUUAACAACAUUACAUGCCAAAUUAAUGGUCUAGAGUCUGGGUGUUCAUGCUCAAGGCCAUGUGCGAGUUUGUGGAUGCUCAAUGUUGAAUAAUCUACUUUUUGGUUCAUUUGGUUUAGCUGGAUCAUACAAAAGCUGAAUUAUUUAAAUUACAGUCUAUUGAUUUCCUAUUUUCUGACAAUUUCAUAACAUAGCAAAGUCAGAUCAAUAAAAUACUACAUUGAUUUUCAUUGUAAUUGUAAUUCUUAUCCUUCAUGUAGAGAUCUAGACUAAUAUCAAUGGUUUUCUGACAAUUGCGCUCUAAUUAUAAACAGGUCAAAGGUCAUUUGCAUAAGUAAAAUAGAUUUUUCUGUAUUUA
Molecule: messenger RNA, 4476 nt
Organism: Schistosoma curassoni
Lineage: Eukaryota; Metazoa; Platyhelminthes; Trematoda; Strigeidida; Schistosomatidae
Source: the annotation of a GenBank genome assembly